Messenger RNA from Adineta ricciae, 438 nucleotides. The record is from the annotation of a GenBank genome assembly. NCBI's taxonomy places the organism in Eukaryota, Metazoa, Rotifera, Eurotatoria, Adinetida, Adinetidae.
AUGGGUGAAGAUGUAUCUCAUCAAACGCUAAUCAUUCAUAAUACAACAACUAACGCUAUCUAUCCAGCGAAUCAACGCGAAUGUUUCCAUCAAGUUCUCGACGCUGGUCGAACUAUUGAAAUCGAAUACGAAGUCGUCGUUGGUGGCGAUUACGAUAUUAACUUUUGGUUUUAUUCGCCAACCAACCGUGUCUUACAAUCCGAUUUCAAGAAACGCGAUGGACAUCAAACGUUGAAAUUAGAAGAAACAGGCGAAUAUCGCUUUUGUUUCGAUAAUUCCUUCUCACGAUUCAGCCAUAAACAAGUCUAUUUCAGUUUAAGACCUGUCAAUGAACAGGGACAAAGUGUCGUUGAACAUGUCACUGAAUCAUGGAUGAAAACCAUGGAAGUUGAUCAACUUGGCGAAUUACAAGCGAAAGUUCAAGAUAUUCGAUUAUAA